AUGUCAACUAAUAUAACCUGGCAUCCUAACUUGACUUAUGAAGAGCGGUCUGGCUUGAGAAAACAGAACGGAGCUACUGUGUGGCUGACUGGCCUUAGCGCAUCUGGUAAAAGCACUAUUGCGUGCGCACUCGAGCAACUUCUGCUAAGCGAAAAUGUGGCAGCAUACAGACUGGACGGUGACAACAUUAGGUUUGGACUAAACAAAGAUUUGGGCUUCUCCGAAAAAGAUAGAAACGAGAACAUUCGGCGCAUAUCAGAGGUUUCAAAGUUGUUCGCGGACUCUUGCACCAUCUCCAUAACCUCUUUCAUAUCCCCUUAUCGCGUUGACCGCGAUAGAGCAAGAGUAUUGCACAAGGAUAGCGGACUCAAGUUCGUGGAAGUUUUUGUCGAUGUUCCGUUGGAUGUUGCAGAGCAAAGAGACCCAAAAGGCCUAUAUAAGAAGGCAAGGGAGGGGAUCAUAAAAGACUUCACUGGCGUCUCAGCGCCCUACGAAGCUCCCGAUGCCCCAGAACUCCACCUAAGGACCGACAAGCAAACGGUUGAGGAGUGUGCUCAACAAAUUUAUCUAUAUCUGAAGAAGGAAUCCAUCAUUUGA
Messenger RNA from Lachancea thermotolerans CBS 6340, 597 nucleotides. It is a transcript of the gene MET14, whose product is annotated as adenylyl-sulfate kinase. Gene Ontology annotation, biological process: sulfate assimilation. The record is from RefSeq and is a predicted model, not a curated record. Gene Ontology annotation, molecular function: adenylylsulfate kinase activity; ATP binding. The coding region runs from base 1 to 597 and encodes 198 amino acids. NCBI's taxonomy places the organism in Eukaryota, Fungi, Ascomycota, Saccharomycetes, Saccharomycetales, Saccharomycetaceae. The transcript is spliced from 2 exons.